UUAGCUCCAGGUGUUAACGUGCAGUGUAAGAGUGAAAACAUGACCAUCAUCAUCCCCAAGUCACUUCUCUUUGGUAUUGACCGUGAACACCUUCGACUCCUGGACACUAGUUGCAAAGCUGCAGAGAAUAACACCCACUUUUCACUCACAACACCGCUGACUGGCUGUAACACAACAAGCAGGCACACACCCACAGCUAUCGUCUACUCCAACGCAGUCUUAGACAUGCCCGUAGCUGUUAAAAAUGUGGUGACACGUGUUCGUAAAUUAGAAAUACAAUUCAGCUGUUUUUACAGCAAGCAUGGCGUGGUAUCUUCAGUUGUUUGGAAAGCAAGUAACAGAAAGCUUGUGUUUAGCAAUGAAGGAGAAGGGAAUCUGACACUCUCACUUGAGAUGUUUCAUAACAAAACAUUCGUGAGUCCUUACACGAAGAGGGACUUCCCUGUGGCAGUUAUACUUCGCAAUCCCCUCUUUUUUGAAGUGUCUGUCAUAUCAGAUGACAAGCAGCUGUCAAUCAGAGCAGAUCGCUGUUAUGCCACACCCACUCAGGAUCGUAUGAACCCUCUGAAGUAUGAGUUCAUUAAACAAGGGUACGAUAAAAAAAAUACAUUAUAGUACAAUGACAUUUUUUAAAAUCUCUGUUUCUGGGAUCGUUAGUGGGGACGCACAUGUCAGCUGUUGGCCAUUUUGCCCUGUACCUAGUAAAAGUUCCAGAAGUCUUUGCGAAACUUAUAUGGCCCAGUUUCCUUCCGGUUUUCAAAGUAGCGAAUUCUUGCCGAAGAAAAGCAAUGUCAUCCUCGCGUUUAUUAGGGGGAGGGGUCAGUGGGGUUUGGUGAGUUCUGCAAGUUUUUAAACUGACUCACCGGCGUAAAAUUCGUUAUGUAGUCGGCCACUAAUGUAUGGCAUGCACUUAAUUUAAAUGAUUAAGAUUAAAGCAAUUAAUUAAACCGAUAUAGACACAGCAUCUAAAUUUUUUUUUAUUUGUACUUAAUUUUUAACUCAGUUAUAAAGGUAGUUCUACCUUUGUUUGAUUUCAUUUCUCUUAGAUGCCCAAGUGAUGCAACAUUACAGUACUAUUCUGCGCCCUUAGCUGGUGUUCAGCGGUUUAGCCUGGAAGCCUUCAAGUUUAUUGCAGAUCAUCCAUUUGUUUUUCUUCACUGUCACGUGAUCCUUUGCAAUGCCUCUGACCCAGGCUCCAUAUGCAAUAAAAGCUGUUCAGCAAAAGGCGGCAGACGAAGACGUGAAGUUAGUCCCCAAGAAAAUGACGCCUACACUUUGGGCGAAGGCCCAAUCUACCUGGCUCGCGAAAAAGAAGAGGAAAUACAAUCUAGUGGUCUGGGUAUGAGGGGUAUG
Messenger RNA from Porites evermanni, 1353 nucleotides. NCBI's taxonomy places the organism in Eukaryota, Metazoa, Cnidaria, Anthozoa, Scleractinia, Poritidae. The record is from the annotation of a GenBank genome assembly.